Molecule: messenger RNA, 1053 nt
Organism: Tetrapisispora phaffii CBS 4417
Lineage: Eukaryota; Fungi; Ascomycota; Saccharomycetes; Saccharomycetales; Saccharomycetaceae
Gene: GAT2
Product: Gat2p
Exons: 1
Coding region: 1-1053 (350 amino acids)
Biological process (GO): regulation of DNA-templated transcription
Molecular function (GO): zinc ion binding; sequence-specific DNA binding
Source: RefSeq, a predicted model, not a curated record
AUGGGCAUGUUGAAUGUUGAAAACAACAUUAAAAAUGAACUACUGGAAUUUAAUUCUGCUUAUAUUAAAUACAAUUCAGCAACAAGUAAUGAUGAUGAUAUUUUAAAAAAUAUACCCAUGGAAAAAUUCUAUAAUUUUCUGGUUUUAUUGGGUGUGUUAGAAAAAGAUAUGAAAGCUUUAUUAAAACUAAAACAAAUUUCCAUUAAUAACAACAAGAGUAACGCAUCCGUUCAAAAACAAUACGAUAUUGCUAGAGACCUUCCCUCAAAUUCUUCGAAAAAUUACAUAUAUGCUGAUGAUCAUCAAGAAAUGUCAAAAUCAAAUUCAACAUCUGCUUUGACUCAAUCGCCGCCACAAUUUCAAUUACCACCAAUUUCACACCUAACAAAUCCAAGAAGUCCAAACACUAAUUCUCAUUUAGCUGAAAAAGAGAACAAUAAUAAUUCAAAUGUAUUCCAUUUUCCAACUGGUAUUCAUCAUACAAUUUCAGAUCACCAAAGUAUCGAAAAUGCUCCAAAUUCAUGCGAGAAAUUAAUUAUGAGAAUUAAAAAAAGAAAUAACUUACAUAAUCCAUAUAAUUAUAUGGGUGCUGUAAAUUCAAAUCAAAUUCAUAAAAGACAAUUAGCUGACAAUUUACAAAGCCGACUCAUUAAUAAUAAUGUAAGUCAUUUACAUCCAGAUUCAAGGCAUCUACCAAACAAUAGCAUCAACGUAAGUAAUGUACCAUACGAUCAAAACAAUCCUUCAAGAAAUCAAAAACUUUUGAAUAGAGUUGAUCCACCAACAUUAUUUUGUAAACAAUGUAAUGAAAAUGAAACUCCAGAAUGGAGAAGAGGUCCAUACGGUAACAAAACAUUAUGCAACGCUUGUGGCUUAUAUUACAGCAAAUUGAUUAAAAAAUUCAAUAGCGAACAAGCUAAUAUUAUAAUGAGAUAUAAAAAGACCACUUAUCCAUCAGAUAGAAAAAUUCCACUACAGUUUGAAAUACCUAUUAAUUUUAUUGAACAUUUGAAAAAUGAUUCCACUCUAGAUGAUGCUUAUUUUAACAAAUAA